GUUCGGUCAUUCGAAAACCCCCACUCGUUGCAGUCCCUUUCGAUCGAAAUUCUAGGCAAGCUAAAAAAUAUUUUCAAAAAUCUAAUUAAAUUAAAAAUUUGAAAAAAAAAAAUAAGAAAAUUCUGACAAAAUCCAAAGAUCAAAACAAAUUUUUGGGGUGCAAUCAAAAUGAAUCCCUUUCGACCACGUCAUGCGACCAAUCGUAAUUAUCAGCAGCUGCGUGAUCAUUUGAUAUUGAAUCGAUUGCCCAAUGAAGUGGAUGCCCAGAUGGAACAAUCAAUGGUCCGAGCUCUGGAAAGACGUUUACGUGUCACCCAAAUGCCGGGAAACCGUUUACGCCUCGAUCAUCAGCCGGAUGUGGAGCGUUUCAUGGUUAAUUUGCGAAUAGUGUUGCGACGACAGAGAUCACUUAUUAAUCAAGGUGCCGGUGAUGGUGGUUAUUUAUGGAAUAUUAGAGAUCGCCCAAUAUACACUGGCAAGAUGGGUGAGGGUGAUGGUCUUGGUUAUGAUGAUUUUAAUCCGGCGGAGGCAGCACCACCAGCAUUACCACCAACAGGCUAGGAUAAAUCCAUGGAUCAUCUCAUUAUCACAUCGCAUAUCCUGCUCUCCUGUGUGCGUGUGGUGUUUCUUUACUUUUUUUUCUUUUUUUUUUUUUUUUUUUUUGUUCCGAGCGUUGUUAUCACAGAGAAGAAACCAUAGGGCCAAAGAAGAGAGCCAUAAUCAGUUUAAAAAGCCACCCAAAAAAACAAAAAAAAAAAACCAAACCCACCAAGCGAUAUAUUCCACAUCCAUAUCCACCUGAACCAGACACCAGACACCAGAAACAGUAUCCUGUUCAGACGCAUGUUGUGCUAUUAUUAUACAUCCCCGCUGGGUUCGGGGCUGUUUUUAUGCCAUCUUCGUCCCCACCCGAGGGCCUUUGGAAUCGGAGGACACGAAUCGAGGCGCACGCAUAUAAUAAUUUCCUGUUCAAUGAGCAAUUACGGUAAUAAAGAUACAACUUGGCUACUCUA
Molecule: messenger RNA, 1013 nt
Organism: Drosophila eugracilis
Lineage: Eukaryota; Metazoa; Arthropoda; Insecta; Diptera; Drosophilidae
Exons: 1
Coding region: 169-561 (130 amino acids)
Source: RefSeq, a predicted model, not a curated record